Messenger RNA from Thamnophis elegans (Western terrestrial garter snake), 846 nucleotides. RefSeq names its product geminin DNA replication inhibitor (gene GMNN). Gene Ontology annotation, biological process: negative regulation of cell cycle; negative regulation of DNA replication. Bases 142 to 792 code for a protein of 216 amino acids. NCBI's taxonomy places the organism in Eukaryota, Metazoa, Chordata, Lepidosauria, Squamata, Natricidae. Gene Ontology annotation, cellular component: nucleus. The record is from RefSeq and is a predicted model, not a curated record. The transcript is spliced from 7 exons.
CGCCGACGCAGCGAGGGCUUUAGGGCUGCGCGCGAAAGGCUCCUUGUUCAAGCGAGCGCGGGAGUCGCGGUCGGAGCGUCGGCGGGCGAGCGGCCUCUCAAGGGGAGCCUCGAAUCCCAGGUUUUGGCUUUAAAAAGAAACAUGAAUUCUAAAAUGAAGCCACAAUCCAAUACCGAAAAGCAUCCCUCUGUGAAGCAGGUUUCUACAAAUAAUACAAACUGCACAUCCCAGAGGCAGACCCUUAAGAUGAUACAGCCAUCUAUUACAGGUUGCCUGGUGGGCAGGACGAACGAGGCUAAGUCUUCAAUCAAGAAAAACAGUUGGAAUGAUCAGCUUAUCUCAAAAAAACCUGAGGCUGCUGAUAAAAUAGAACAGAGAAACGUAAGAGGAGCGAUCCAACCUUCUGAUCUUACAACAAAAGGCAAUCCUUCAUUCCAGUAUUGGAAAGAAUUGGCUGAGGAGAGGAGGAAAGCCCUGCAUGAGGUUUUACAAGAAAAUGAAAAGUUGCAUCAAGAAAUUGAAUUAAAAACUAGUGAAAUUGCUCGUCUAAAAGAAGAAAAUGAAGAACUGUCAGAACUAGCUGGCCAUGUUCAUUAUAUGGCAAAUAUGAUAGAGCAAAUAACUGGAAAGGCACCAGAAAGCCUAGAUAUUUUGAAAAAUUUAGAUAUGGAAGAAAUUGAAUAUGAAGACUAUGAUUCUGCCGAGGAAGAUUUAGAUGGUGAAUCUGAAGAGGAACAUUCAAAUUUUUCCAACAGUUCUACAGAUGGUGUUGUGGAUGUGCCUCUAAAUUGAGAAAGUAACCUCUGAAAGUAUUGGCCUCCAAAGGGGGGGGGGGGAGGCAGAGCA